GCCAAGCCGGGGAGUGGCUGCCGGACUGACCGGACCGCGAGGCCGCUGGGCGGCGGUCGGCUCCUGCUGCCCCUGUGCCGAGACCCCGCGCACCUGGCCAGAUCCCCACCCACAACAUGGCUCGCCGCUCCCAGAGUUCCUCGCAGGGGGACAAUCCGCUGGCACCUGGGUACCUGCCACCACACUACAAAGAAUACUACCGCCUGGCAGUUGAUGCACUGAUGGAGGGUGGCCCAGAGGCCUAUAGCCGUUUCCUGGCAUCUGAGGGGGCUCCCGACUUCCUGUGCCCUGAGGAACUAGAACAUGUGAGCCGCCAUGUACAGCCCCCACAGUGUGUUGCCCGUGAGCCCCCUGAAGGCAGCCCUCCUGAUGUGGACAUGGAUGGCUCCUCUGGCACCUACUGGCCACUGAACUCAGACCAGGCUGUGCCUGAGCUUGAUCUGGGCUGGCCCCUGACCUUCGGCUUCCAGGGGACUGAGGUCACCACACUUGUGCAGCCACCACCACCUGACAGUCCCAGCAUCAAGGAUGAGGCCCGCAGGAUGAUCCGCUCUGCCCAGCAGGUGGUGGCUGUGGUAAUGGAUAUGUUUACUGACGUGGACCUGCUCAGUGAAGUGCUGGAGGCUGCUGCACGCCGUGUCCCAGUCUACAUCCUGCUAGAUGAGAUGAAUGCACAGCACUUUCUGGACAUGGCUGACAAGUGCCGUGUCAACCUACACCAUGUGGAUUUCCUGCGUGUCCGAACUGUGGCGGGCCCGACCUACUACUGUCGCACCGGGAAAUCUUUCAAAGGCCACGUGAAGGAGAAGUUUCUGCUGGUCGACUGUGCCGUGGUGAUGAGUGGGAGCUACAGCUUCAUGUGGUCCUUCGAGAAGAUCCACCGCAGCCUGGCGCACGUGUUCCAGGGAGAGCUGGUCUCCAGUUUCGAUGAGGAGUUCCGCAUUCUCUUUGCACAGUCUGAGCCAUUGGUGCCCUCAGCAGAGGCACUGGCCCGCAUGGACGCCUACGCCCUGGCUCCUUAUUCAGGCGCUGGGCCGCUGGCUCCGUACUCAGGAGCUGGGCCCCUGAUGGGUGUUCCUGGUGUUGGGGCACCAACUCCCUUUUCAUUCCCUAAGCGGGCGCACCUCCUAUUCCAACCACCCCGGGACGAAGGCCUGGGUUUCCCCUCCUUCCUGGACCCUGACCGCCACUUUCUGUCUGCCUUCCGCCGGGAGGAGAUGCCUCGGGGGCCAGGCGGUAUCCUGGAGCCACACACUGGACUGCGGCCAUUGUCCCGGAGGUUGGACCCCGAGGCCGGCCCCAGCGGAGAGCUUGCGGGCACGCGGGGCUUCUUCCAGUCGCGGCACCUAGAGAUGGAUGCCUUCAAGCGGCACAGCUACGCAGCAGCCGAUGGCACAGCUGCCGUGGAGAACUUUGCAGCCGCGCGCCAGGUUUCCCGUCAGACAUUCCUCAGCCAUGGUGAUGAUUUUCGCUUCCACACCAGUCACUUCCACCGCGACCAGCUCUACCAGCAGCACUACCAGUGGGACCCGCAGCUCAAUCCCUCACGGCCACAAGGCCUAUUUGAGAAGAUCCGCGCCGGCCGCCAAGGUUUCGCUGACCACGAUGACUUCACAUUGGGUGCAGGACCGCGGUUCCCAGAGCUCGGCCCUGACGGGCACCAGCGGCUGGAAUAUGUGCCAUCCAGCGCAUCUCGUGAGGUGCGCCAUGGCUCAGACCCUGCCUUCGGGCCAGGCCAGCGGGGCCUCGAACCUGGCGGUGCUCUGCGUCCAAACCUGAGCCAGCGGUUCCCCUGCCAGGCAGUGGUGAGGCAGGGCCCGGACCCCGCCAUGGAGACAGAGCCCGAGAGGAAGGGGGGAGCCGAGGGGCGCGCAGGGUUGCGGCACUGGCGCCUUGCCUCCUACCUGAGCGGCUGCCAUGGCGAAGACACAGGUGAGGAGGGCCUCCCCAUGCCUAUGGAAGCUGAGGUCUAUGAGGACGACGUGCUGGCUCCUACGGGCCGAGCAGCCGCGGGAGAGCUGCUCCCCUCAUCCUUCCGGGCCCCUACUGCCUUCCUCGCCAAGGGCCCUGUGUCGGGCUCCGGAAGCGGAGAUGGUGCAGAGCGCGAGGGGGUGGAGGAGGCUGGCCUGGCCAAGCAGGACUCCUUCCGCUCUCGCCUGAAUCCCCUCAUCCAGCGCAGCUCAAGGCUCCGGUCCUCGCUCAUUUUUGCAUCUCAGGCACAGGCAGAGGGCACGGGCGGGGUUGCUGGGGCCACCACUGAGAAGGUGCAGCUGCUGCACAAGGAGCAGACUGUCAGUGAGACACUAGGUCCCGGUGGAGAGGCUGUGCGCUCCACCGCCUCGGCCAAAGUAGCUGAACUACUAGAGAAAUAUAAGGGGCCAGCGCGUGACACUGGGGGCGCUGUCACUGUCUCCAGCCACAGCAAAGCUGUGGUGUCCCAGACCUUGCGGGAAGAGGUGGCUGCACCAGGCACAGGGGGGUCCGAGCGCCGCAGCCUGGAGAGCUGCCUGCUCGACCUGCGCGACUCUUUCGCUCAGCAGCUGCACCAGGAGGCAGAGCGGCAGCCUGGAGUCGCCUCGCUCACAGCCGCACAGCUCCUCGACACACUGGGUCGGAGUGGCACAGACCGCCUGCCCUCUCGCUUCCUUUCUGCACAGGGCCGCUCCACCUCCCCGCAAGGGCGAGACAGCCCCCCACCAGACGGGCCUGGAGCCCACCAGGUGCUUCAUUCUGAGCCAAGAGGGAGCCCAACUUUAACCUACCCAGAGCGAAAGGGGAGCCCUACGCCUGGGUUUCCCAAUCGAAGAGGCAGCCCAACUACAGGAUUUGCUGAACAGAAGGGGAACCCCACAUCCUAUCCAGAGCACAGGGGCAACCCUGUGCCACCAGUUCCAGAACGCAGGAGCAGCCCAGGGCCCCCUGUACCUGAGCGCAGGGGCAGUCUUACCCUGGCCCUACCAGCAGAGUCUUCAAAGACCACGCCCACAGAGGAGGUGGCCGGCGGCCCUAUGGAGGUGCUGCGCAAGGGCUCCCUGCGCCUGAGACAGCUGCUGAGCCCCAAGAGUGAACGGCGAGGGGAGGGUGAGGGCAGUUUCCCAGCACUACAGGAGAAUGGGCAGCCUGAGAGUCCCCAGCGACCAUCUCUGGGACGAAGUGACAGCACAGAGGCUGCAGGAGAUGAGCGUGGGCCCAGGGGGCGUGUAGCCUCAGCCACAGCCAAUGCCUUGUACAGUAGUAACCUGCGGGAUGACACCAAGGCCAUUCUGGAGCAGAUCAGUGCCCAUGGCCAGAAGCACCGUGGGGUUCCUGCCCCAGGCCCAGACCCAACCCACAGCAGCAGUGAGCAGGGACACCCUCCUGCUGCUGGAGGCCUGGCCCCAGAUAUGUCUGACAAGGACAAGUGCUCAGCCAUCUUCCGCUCAGACAAUCUGGGGACACAAGGCCGGCUGAGCCGCACACUGCCUGCCAGCGCAGAGGAGCGUGACCGACUGCUGCGCCGCAUGGAGAGCAUGCGCAAGGAGAAGCGUGUCUACAGUCGCUUUGAGGUCUUCUGCAAAAAGGAUGAGGCCAGCAGCCCAGGGGCAGGGGACAAUUUGGUGGAGGAGGACACCCGGGACAGCAAGGUGGGGAAGUUCAUGCCCAAGAUCCUAGGCACAUUCAAAGGCAAGAAGUGAGUGUCCUGGCCCUGCAGACUAGGGUGCUACACUGUACGCUGCCAACCUGCACCUGGAGCACCCAGCGGGCAGGGAGCUCCAUGUCCCUGUGUCUGAGUGACAGGUGCCAGACCAUCAUGCCAAAGCAGUCUGGGGGUCUGAUCUUUGGCCUCUCCUCCCUAGGGGCACAGCCCCUGUCCCCUACAGUUCCCUUCCUUCCUGGGGACCCUUCUCAGCAUUCCCUCCACCUCUCUUUGGCCUAAGACCCCCUUCAGACCUUUAUUCAUCUCAGGGAUCCUUCUGUGUGCCUUAGUCCUCUGUCUUUCAGGGGGUCGCCAUCACUUGUGGUUCAGUUUGGUGAUCUCACUCCAUGCCCUUUGUCUCCUCAGGGUUUCUCUUCUCAGGGUAUCUAUCGCCUGAAAGUCUCCUGGAUCCAUCCGGUGGCUCCUCUCUACUGACAGCCCCAUUUCCCAUCACACUUCCCCUCUUCCUACUCCCCUCUUCUCUCACCUCUGUCUCCUCGAGGACUUGCUUUCUUCCCUGCUUGGACCCCAUCUCCUUGUGGCAUCCUGGCACCUGCCUUGCUGUGGGGAAGGCAGGACUGGCUGCAGGCACUUGUGAGGGAGGGGUGGGGGUCAGACCCCAAAGGAUGUUGUUGGAGUGACAGGAAAACUGGACAGGGCAGACUUCUUGGAAGGAGGGACACAGGGGAUCCCAGAGAGGAGCUGCCUGCCACCCAACAGCAGCUGCCUCCACCAAGCCUGCCCCCUCCUACACACAGCCCUGGAUGACAGGAGGGAACACUGGGUUUUCAGGCACAGGAG
Messenger RNA from Octodon degus (degu), 4477 nucleotides. It is a transcript of the gene Sack1h, whose product is annotated as family with sequence similarity 83 member H. The record is from RefSeq and is a predicted model, not a curated record. The transcript is spliced from 6 exons. The coding region runs from base 117 to 3674 and encodes 1185 amino acids. Gene Ontology annotation, cellular component: keratin filament. NCBI's taxonomy places the organism in Eukaryota, Metazoa, Chordata, Mammalia, Rodentia, Octodontidae. Gene Ontology annotation, biological process: intermediate filament cytoskeleton organization; positive regulation of cell migration; protein localization to cytoskeleton. Gene Ontology annotation, molecular function: keratin filament binding.